This is a messenger RNA of Daucus carota subsp. sativus, 1219 nucleotides long. RefSeq lists its product as uncharacterized. Lineage: Eukaryota; Viridiplantae; Streptophyta; Magnoliopsida; Apiales; Apiaceae. The record is from RefSeq and is a predicted model, not a curated record. The transcript is spliced from 3 exons. Bases 262 to 939 code for a protein of 225 amino acids.
AUAAACCCCCAGCUUUCUCUUUAUUCACAAAUCACACCCAUGUAAACUUUUCUAUUUCACCUCACCCAAAUCUCACUCCAAAUCAACUUUCUUCUUACACAUAUAUAUCACCAUUUCAAGAACACACACACACACACACACACCCUUCAAAUCCCCUUCUGUUUUCGUGUCUUCUAAACCCAAGUACACACAAUACUGUGUGAAAACUGAAAAAAAAUAUAAAUAUAUAGUACUGCUGAGAAGUGGUGGAAAGAAAAUAAAAUGGCAACUUCAGGGCCAUCAUUUCUGAGACAGUUGAGUGAGAAAGAAGGCUGGAAAUCAACAUCAAAGAGAUGGGGAGGAAACAACAAUAACAGGAGGUACAAUGUAGGAGAUGGUCAAGAAGGACAGUACUGGAAACAACAAAUGGAAGGCCUUAGUAGUCAAAACAACAUGGUAUAUGGUAAUGAAAAUGGAGGGCUGGUGAUGAAGAAGAGAGUGAUGGUGGUUGUGGAUCAAUCUUCACAUUCUAAACAUGCUAUGAUGUGGGCACUUACUCAUGUUGCUAACAAAGGUGAUAGUCUCACUUUGCUUCACAUUGUUCCUGCUCAUUCUUCUCAGCCUUCCUCUGAUUCACCUUGCCUUGCUUCAUCUCUUGCUUCACUCUGCAAAGCUUGCAAACCAGAGGUGGAAGUGGAAGCCCUAUGGAUUCAGGGACCAAAGCUGUCUACAGUGAUGAGCCAAGUAAAAAAGUUGGAGGUGUCUGUUCUUGUCCUGGGUCAAAAGAAGCCCUCAUCACUCUUCACUUGCUUGUGGGGAAGAAGCAGCACAGAGAAGUUUGUGGAAGAAUGCAUAAACAAUGUGGAGUGUUUAACAAUAGGAGUCAGGAAGCAAGGGCAGGGCAUUGGUGGUUACUUGAUCAGUACCAGAUGGCAGAAAGAUUUCUGGCUCUUGGCUUAAGCCUCAGCUCACCACUACUAGCAAUGCUUCUUCAACUCACUCACCAGCACUGCUCCAGCAGUGGUGGAAUUAAUUUCAUGGUAGUAAAUGAGAUUGUAAUAAUGUCAAGGUCUUUGGUCAGUAGUUUUAAUGGUCUUAAUAUUAAGUAGUGUCUGUAGCCUCCCAGUUAGAAAUUAGUAAUGCUCCAGUCUGUAAUCAUACCCCUCUUAUAACUUCUACUACUAUAAGUAGAUCUGGCAAUGAAUCUACUAAUGAAUAUCAAUAAACAUAUCAUUAUGGA